Phytophthora nicotianae INRA-310 is the source of this 1426-nucleotide messenger RNA. RefSeq lists its product as hypothetical. The transcript is spliced from 2 exons. Lineage: Eukaryota; Oomycota; Peronosporomycetes; Peronosporales; Peronosporaceae. The coding region runs from base 1 to 1296 and encodes 431 amino acids. The record is from RefSeq and is a predicted model, not a curated record.
AUGUUUGACUCGACUCAACACCUUCAGGCAUUUCUGUCCGCUAGUUCACCCACUCCCCAUGCGAUCCGAGGCGUCUCGGCCGCGUUAGUGGCUCUGACUGCUCUUGCGAAUUUAACGAGCAACCGAACGGCGAUUCUCGCGCUGUUGCGGCUCCGUCUAUCGCCACGAUUCAAAUUUGCAACACCGUCGCGGAAUGGCUUUGCACUCGCGUUCUUUAUCGGUAUAUUCCGCUAUCUCCAGCGCUCAGUCUCGAGUCGAGUCAAGAGCAAAUCUGACGAAAAGGAACCUGCCCAUACUCGAAAUGUGGCGUUGCCCACUGGGGUUGUACCUGCUGCUGCAGUGGCAGCAGCGAUAUGCACUUUAUGGAUGGCACCUUCAAGCCGUCCAGCGGUGCUGUCACUCCUAUCUACCAAUGCUGCCAGCAAUCUUUUCAACGAUUUCUUAACAACACACCCGGAUCUCAGCUUCCUCAAGCCACUGGAAUUGUUCGUGUUCAUGGCGGGUGGUGGUUGGAUUUUCUCGGCGGGGUUUUUCUAUCCAGAGAGCUACGAGCGCUCGCACAUGAAACAGAUUCUUCGGAAUGUGGUGCUAAAGCAAGAUGUUGCGAAUGAGCUCCAAGAAAUGUAUCAAAGGGGACUUAAUCCGAAUCCGUGUCACAUUCGACACAUGGGACUGAGCUGUGGCCAAUACGCCAGAAGCGACUUUCUACUCCGUGUAGUGAUGAUGGCUUUACGGUUGUAUACCCCAGUGCACUUGACAACGUGGAUCCUGGCCCAACGUCACCAAAAAGUGCGCUCCAAACCAGCAGUGACCCAAUUCAAAGGGUUCCUAAGUAAGUUGGCACGCUCAUCUGCAUACUCUAUCGGGUACGUUUAUCUGGGGUGGGCGAUGUGCUGCCUCCUAGGUAAAGUCGGCGAUCGUUCUCUGUUUUCCCGUAAGCUCCAGUUUUUCUUGAGUGGAGCGAUGCCUUCUCUCGCGAUAUUUGCUGAAUCUCCUGGACGUCGGCGUUCAAUCGGGUUGAUCCUCGUAUCAUACGCGCUUGUGAGUGCCGGAAAUGUUGCUACGCGAAAGGUGCCUUUGUUGCAACCUGGGGUCAGCUCGGUUCGUGGUUUACUCGAGGCUGGCUGCGUCGCAGCAGCAGUGUCCGUGAUAAUUCCAGGCUUUCUGAAGGACAAUCAUUUAUUCCGACGCAUGUUGCUGGGAGAUGUUGAGGCGCGUGCAUAUCAAGAAGCGCUGAACCAAUCGAAGGCGGAACCGGCCGGUGACGAGGUUCCUACCGCAAAGCCAACCAAUUAGAUCCACUAUACAGGGUACUGCAGCAUUUAACAAUGCUGAUCAAGAUAUAAGUAGUAAAUUUGUUGAUCGCUAUGCAUUUUCCAGUUGUAUUUUUAUCGCUCCCCGUGUUAAUCAAGUACGAAGUGGCCAU